Molecule: messenger RNA, 645 nt
Organism: Cynoglossus semilaevis (tongue sole)
Lineage: Eukaryota; Metazoa; Chordata; Actinopteri; Pleuronectiformes; Cynoglossidae
Gene: rab38c
Product: RAB38c, member of RAS oncogene family
Exons: 4
Coding region: 19-645 (208 amino acids)
Biological process (GO): endosome to lysosome transport; phagosome-lysosome fusion
Cellular component (GO): late endosome; lysosome; Golgi apparatus
Molecular function (GO): GTP binding; GTPase activity
Source: RefSeq, a predicted model, not a curated record
CUUCGGAGCUGCAGAGCCAUGCAGCGGGAGCUCCUCUUCAAAGUCUUGGUCAUCGGGGACCUGGGGGUCGGGAAGACGUCCAUCAUCAAGCGCUACGUCCAUCAGAUCUUCUCCCAUCACUACAGAGCCACCAUCGGCGUGGACUUCGCCCUGAAGGUCGUGCAGUGGGACAAGGACACCGUGAUCAGGCUGCAGAUGUGGGACAUAGCAGGACAGGAGCGUUAUGGGAACAUGACCCGGGUCUAUUACCGGGAGGCGGUGGGAGCCCUCGUAGUGUUUGACGUGACCAGGGCGUCCACAUUCGAGGCCGUGCUGAAGUGGAAGGAUGAUCUGGAUUCAAAGGUGACUCUGAACCACGGUCGCUCAGUUCCAGCUGUUCUCCUGGCCAACAAGUCGGAUCAGCUGGGAUCACAGCAGCCCAAACUCGACCACUUCUGUAAGGAGAACAGCUUUGUCGGAUGGUUUGAGACGUCAGCCAAGGAAAACACAAACAUUGAGGAGGCGGUGCGCUGCCUGGUGGAGCACAUCCUGAACAACGAGGAGAGCACAGUGAUGGAGCGAGAACCCGGCUCCAUCAGUCUGUCUGGAUACACCAGCACCACCAAGGAUCAUCUGAACUGCUCCUCCUGUGUGAAAUUAAAUUAA